This is a messenger RNA of Oikopleura dioica, 1620 nucleotides long. NCBI's taxonomy places the organism in Eukaryota, Metazoa, Chordata, Appendicularia, Copelata, Oikopleuridae. The record is from the annotation of a GenBank genome assembly.
AUGUUAACGCUUGAUAAUGAUACCAUCUCCACAAUAAUUACGCAGCAACAAGCGUGGAAGUUGGCCAAAAGAUGGAUUAAAAACCCCACGGCGGGAUCGUUCAAAAAAUCUAUCAACGGAAUUGCUGACGACCUUUUAGCGUUGCAGCUCAACACCGUGCCGCCAAAAGAGAACGUGCGAACAGAGUCCACCCAAUUCUCCCCGACGCAGAGAAAUUCAGGAUUCCAAAGAGGUGUAUCGCGUGGCAUGGCGGAGAAAUUACCUCUCCAAGCGUUCUCGAACUUGGUCCUCGAGCCAUUCAAGGAUGGUACUUCCAAAGUAGUCGAUCGGGAGGAUUCAAGCACGAGGAUGGAUCAAGAAGUUGACGAUCUGGUCAAUGAGCAAAGCUGUAAUCGAGAAGAUCAUCAGCUUCUAGAGCUCUCUCUAGCUUCAGUGAAUGGCUUCACCAUCUCCAGCACUCUCAGAUCUUUGGCGAGCUCUGCGAACUUGGUCCUGGAUGAAAUGCAAAUAUCCGGCAUCAAAACGGCGCCGCACAAAAGCAACUUGAUUAUUUUUGCGACGAGUUUUGGCGCUCAAAGACUUUUGGCGGUCAAACAAUCAAUCGCGCCCAUUUUCUGCGAUGAAAUUGCCCUGUUUUCGACACGGACAAAAACGACCUCGCUCUGGCCGCCUUUCAUCCUAGCCAGUCGUUUCUUCACGAAAAUGCUCGACGAUAAACCGAUUACUCCCUCCGGCCUAAUUGACUCUAAACCCUGUCCACCUCCGAGCAUGAACAUGUUCUGCGAAUCUGACUGUCGGCUGAUUGAUCGCUAUGCAGCCCGCCUGAUCUUCAAACUCCACGACCCGACAAUUGGCUUGCCAGCAUGGUCCUAUCUCAACGAAGCAUGUGACUCCCUUCUAGGGAGCAUCCUGUUGAGAGAUGAACCGAAGGGAGGUUACACACCUUCCUUUGACGCUCGGCUCGCAAAAAUUGCUGGUAAACUCCUCUGCGCAACAUAUGAGUGUGGAGAAGGCGCCCAGUUAAUCGAUCUCGCGCUGCUGUCGAAUGACUAUCAGCUACUGGACGUUCUGCAUGCAAUGUGGCAACUGAACCCAAUCCGCUGGAAGACAGAACAAUCGAUUCUUCUGCGUCCAUCCGGCUGGACUUCGCUAGAUGCGAUAAACAGCGCGGGUUUGGUAGCACAAGCAAUAUCCAUUCAUUCUGAAGUAUCCGGACUAGCGGUUGAAGCAAUGGCAUGCAUAGCCUGUCACCCAACCUCAUACGAAAUAAUGAAAUGCCGGGAUUUGGCAGAAUACUCCUUGGCAGACAGCGGACUCAAGAAUGCCUCCAAGAAGUUAGCAGAAAAUGGGCUUGUUAAGCCAAAAAACGAGCUCGCGACAAUCUCCAAGUUCCUCGAUAUCGGAACUACGCAAUGUAAAGCAGUUUCGGAUGUUCUCGAGGAAAAUCUUGGGAUCACGUUAUAUGACCUUAUUUCCGAAGCAAUCACCUGUACGGCAAAGAACGCUUGUUCCUGUGGCAAAGUCAUCGCAACCGCGGCGAAAGCCGACGAGGACUACAUGGGGAUGGCCUUCUUCACCGUCAAAAAUGGCUCACUGAAGUGGUGCAUGACAUUUAUGUAA